AUGGCUGGACGACCUCCUGGAGGUCCCCGUGGCGGCCAGUCGCAUACCGGCGACGACCUGCUGCUGGACCUCGACAAUGAACAGCCAUUCUAUAGCCAGGGCCAGCGAUCCACGCUCAACGACGACGACCUCCUGAGAAACUACAACCAGGCCCAGGCUGCUCCCGGCCGCCCCUCCGUGUCCUAUGACGACUUUGUAGGCGCAACUGGCAUGCACGACUCCCCUAACCGCCAACCCGGUGCUGGCACUGGGCAGCAAUCCGCCUCUCACCUCGAUGCCGCCGGCCCCUACAUGUCAAGGCAGUACAGCCAGACGUCCGAUCUGGGCAACUACCAGCGCUACGCCGACGACCUGGACGACUAUCCAUCCGAUCGCGCAUCGUAUUACCAGAAUGACGGCGCCUCGACUAUAGGCGGCCCUUCCACUGCACCCAGACAAGCUGCGCGCAACCGCAACAGCGUCCUGAGCCUUGGGGGAGGCUUCCUUGGGCGCUUCCGGAACCGAAUGAGCCGUGGCCAAGGCUACUCGGAGAUGGACUUGCCGCUGACAGAGGGCGGCCAUGACAGAGUAGACGGCGCGCCUCCCGCUCAACCAAAGCAAGGCGGAGGCAGCGGCGGCGGCGGCGGCGGCUUUGAUCUAGGAAAUUUCAAAUUCGGCUUCGGCUCCCGCAAACCAGACCCUUCGACCCUAGGGCCUAGAAUCAUCUACCUCAACAACCCUCCCGCAAACGCCGAGAACAAGUAUGUCGACAACCAUAUUUCCACGGCCAAAUACAACUUCGCAACUUUUUUGCCAAAGUUCCUCUUUGAACAAUUCUCCAAAGUUGCCAACGUCUUUUUCUUAUUCACGGCAGCCCUUCAACAAAUCCCCGGUCUUUCACCCACGAAUCGAUAUACGACCAUUGCCCCUCUGCUCAUUGUGCUUUUGAUUUCUGCUGGUAAAGAAUUGGUGGAGGACUACCGAAGAAAACAGGCCGAUAAUGCGCUAAACACCUCGAAAGCGCAAGUACUUCGGGGCUCCAGCUUCACACAAACGAAAUGGAUCAACGUGGCCGUUGGUGACGUCGUCCGAGUCGAGUCCGAAGAGCCCUUUCCUGCGGACUUGGUCCUUUUGGCUAGUUCAGAACCCGAGGGUCUCUGCUACAUUGAAACCGCAAAUCUUGACGGCGAAACCAACCUCAAAAUCAAGCAAGCACUUCCCGAGACAUCCACCAUGGUAUCCAACAGCGAACUGAGCCGUCUGACGGGCCGCAUCAAGUCCGAGCAGCCAAACAGCAGUCUAUAUACGUACGAGGCUACUUUAACUAUGCAAGCCGGUGGCGGCGAACGCGAGCUUGCCUUGAACCCGGAGCAACUUGUCCUUCGCGGUGCUACCUUGAGAAACACCCCUUGGAUCCACGGUGUUGUCGUGUUUACCGGCCACGAGACCAAGCUGAUGCGCAAUGCUACAGCUACACCCAUUAAGCGAACAAAGGUGGAGCGGCAGGUCAACUCUCUUGUGCUUAUCCUUGUAGGCAUGCUUCUUGUCCUCAGCGCCGCUUGUACAGUGGGUGAUUUGGUGACGCGGCAAGUCAGUGGCCACAACUAUGGCUACCUUUAUUUGGACAAGAUUUCCGGUGUCGGCAUUGCCCUCAAGACAUUCUUCAAAGACAUGGUGACAUACUGGGUCUUGUUCUCUGCCCUCGUUCCCAUCUCUCUAUUUGUUACUGUUGAAUUGGUAAAGUACUGGCAUGCUAUCCUCAUCAACGACGACUUGGACAUGUACUACGACAAGACGGAUACCCCCGCCACGUGCCGAACGUCCAGCUUGGUCGAGGAACUGGGCAUGGUCGAAUAUGUCUUUUCCGACAAGACCGGUACUCUGACUUGCAAUAUGAUGGAGUUCAAGCAGUGCUCUAUUGGCGGCAUCAUGUACUCAGAUGAUGUCCCUGAAGACCGACGCGCGACAUCGCCGGAUGACAUUGAAAAUAUCCACGACUUCAAUCGACUCAGAUCAAAUUUGGCAGAGGGCCACCAUACUGCGGAGGCGAUCGAUCACUUCCUCGCACUCCUGGCCACUUGCCACACCGUGAUUCCAGAGGUGGACGAAAAAGGCGGCAUCAAGUAUCAGGCAGCGUCGCCUGAUGAGGGUGCGCUAGUCGACGGUGCAAAGACGCUUGGCUACACCUUCUUUGCCCGCAAACCCAAGGCGGUCAUUAUUGAGGCUGGUGGACAAGAGCUGCAAUACGAGCUGCUUGCUGUCUGCGAGUUCAACUCCACCCGUAAAAGAAUGUCAGCAAUCUACCGCUGCCCUGAUGGCAAGAUCCGUUGCUAUUGCAAGGGUGCUGAUACUGUUAUUCUGGAGCGCGUGCACGACCAGAACCCGCAUGUGGAUGCCACUUUGCGCCACCUGGAGGAGUACGCCUCUGAAGGUCUGCGAACACUUUGCUUGGCUAUGCGCGAGAUUCCGGAGCAGGAAUUCCAAGAGUGGCAGCGCAUUUUUGAGACUGCCGCCACCACUGUCGGCGGUAACCGAGCUGACGAACUGGACAAGGCCGCCGAAGUCAUCGAGCAUGACUUUACGCUGCUCGGGGCCACUGCUAUUGAAGAUCGUCUCCAGGACGGUGUGCCCGAGACCAUCCACACUCUCCAAGAAGCCAACAUCAAAGUCUGGGUUCUCACGGGCGAUCGACAAGAGACCGCCAUCAAUAUCGGUAUGAGCUGCAAGCUUCUCAGCGAAGACAUGAUGCUCUUGAUUGUCAAUGAAGAAACACUCGAGGCCACCCGUGACAACCUCCAAAAGAAACUCGACGCCAUCCGCACACAAGGUGACGGGACCAUUGAAACUGAGACGUUGGCCCUCGUCAUCGACGGCAAGUCGCUGACGUUUGCCCUCGAGAAGGACCUGGAGCAGUUGUUCCUCAAGCUCGCCAUCAUGUGCAAGGCCGUCAUUUGCUGCCGCGUGUCCCCGCUCCAAAAGGCCCUGGUUGUCAAGCUCGUCAAAAAGUACCAGCGCGGCUCCAUCCUCCUCGCCAUCGGCGACGGCGCCAACGACGUUUCCAUGAUCCAGGCCGCGCACAUUGGCGUCGGCAUCAGCGGCGUCGAGGGCCUUCAGGCCGCGCGCAGCGCCGACGUGGCGAUUGCGCAGUUCCGCUACCUGCGCAAGCUGCUCCUGGUGCACGGCGCGUGGAGCUACCAGCGCAUCAGCAAGACCAUUCUGUUUUCCUUUUACAAGAAUAUCGCUCUGUAUCUGACUCAGUUCUGGUACGCCUUCCAAAACGUCUUCUCCGGGCAGGUCAUCUACGAGUCGUGGACCCUGUCCUUUUACAACGUCUUCUACACGGUGUUCCCGCCGCUCGCCAUUGGCAUUCUCGACCAGUUCAUCUCGGCGCGCCUGCUCGACCGCUACCCGCAGCUCUACACGAUGGGCCAGCAGAACCUGUCGUUCAAGAUCAAGGUCUUCUGGCAGUGGAUCGCCAAUGCCGUGUACCACUCCAUUAUCCUCUACGUCUUCUCGGAGCUCAUCUGGUACGGCGACCUGAUCCAGGGUGACGGCAAGACGGCGGGCCACUGGGUCUGGGGCACGGCGCUCUACGGCGCCGUCCUCCUCACCGUCCUCGGCAAGGCCGCGCUCGUCACCAACAACUGGACAAAGUACCACGUCAUGGCCAUCCCCGGCAGCAUGGCCGUCUGGUACGUCUUCAUCGCCGCCUACGGCACCGUCGCGCCGAUGAUCCCCAUCUCGGCCGAGUACCACGGCGUCGUCCCGCGCCUCUACUCGAGCCCCAUCUUUUGGCUGCAGACGGUCGCGCUCGCCGGCCUCUGCCUGCUCCGCGACUUUGCCUGGAAGUAUGCCAAGCGCAUGUACCGACCCCAGACCUAUCACCACAUUCAAGAGAUUCAAAAGUACAACAUUCAAGAUUACCGACCAAGAAUGGAGCAAUUCCAAAAGGCCAUUCGCAAGGUCAGGCAAGUGCAGCGCAUGCGGAAGCAGCGCGGCUACGCCUUUUCCCAGGCCGACGAGAGUCAGACGCGUGUACUCCAGGCCUACGACACCACCAAGAACCGUGGACGGUAUGGUGAAAUGGCCAGCUCGCGACCACAAUAA
This is a messenger RNA of Akanthomyces muscarius, 4086 nucleotides long. RefSeq lists its product as uncharacterized. Lineage: Eukaryota; Fungi; Ascomycota; Sordariomycetes; Hypocreales; Cordycipitaceae. The coding region runs from base 1 to 4086 and encodes 1361 amino acids. The record is from RefSeq and is a predicted model, not a curated record. Gene Ontology annotation, molecular function: ATP binding; ATPase-coupled intramembrane lipid carrier activity; magnesium ion binding. The transcript has 2 exons. Gene Ontology annotation, biological process: intracellular protein transport; phospholipid translocation; post-Golgi vesicle-mediated transport. Gene Ontology annotation, cellular component: plasma membrane.